AUGUACGCCAUCCAGCCUUGCGCAAAAGCGAGCUCACAAUCCGAGAAGAAUGACUCGGCUCUGCAAUGUGUGCCAAAUAUCAUUCCAUGCCGGAUUCACCACGAUGGGCCAGUUGAUUCACUGGAUCGGUAUUGGACAGUGCAAGACGAAAAAGAUAAUACACAAACGACAUAUUUCCGCGGACGCAAACUUCGAGGUCGGCGCGUCGCCCUUCCUGAUGGCUAUCAAGGUGUAGUCGCAACACACACAGACCGUGUGUUACCUGCAGCUCAACCGGCAGACAAUGACGGCGCUGAGGAUGCAGAGGCUGAACCCGAGGAACCAGUGAAGAUUAUGGAGAUUCAGAGGACCUUUGAUGAGUUUGUAGUAUGGGGACAUGAGGCUAUUCCUGCGGCAGAUGACACUUUUGUCAAGGGAGUGGAGGAGUGGCUGCAGUUUGCGGACGCGAUGCAUACAACCCUAACAUCAGGGAAGACUGGAAAGGAGUCUGCUACUGCCUGA
Penicillium roqueforti is the source of this 501-nucleotide messenger RNA. Its product is annotated as ribonuclease H2 subunit C. Gene Ontology annotation, cellular component: ribonuclease H2 complex. The transcript has 4 exons. The coding region runs from base 1 to 501 and encodes 166 amino acids. Gene Ontology annotation, biological process: RNA catabolic process. The record is from RefSeq and is a predicted model, not a curated record. Lineage: Eukaryota; Fungi; Ascomycota; Eurotiomycetes; Eurotiales; Aspergillaceae.